Ceratotherium simum simum (southern white rhinoceros) is the source of this 1623-nucleotide messenger RNA. The record is from RefSeq and is a predicted model, not a curated record. NCBI's taxonomy places the organism in Eukaryota, Metazoa, Chordata, Mammalia, Perissodactyla, Rhinocerotidae.
AGAACUAAAGAGAGUCCAGCAUACCAAUCUCAAGGUGUUAUGCUAUUCUCUAGGAAUAUAAAGAUGAAGAGACCUGAACUUUGCCCAUCAUUUAACCAGCAGGUUUCUGGAUGGCAUAUCAUUCAACCUUCUUUUUCUUGGGUUUUCUACUCUGCUAUUAUCUUCCACUCAUUUCUGCUUCAUCUUGUGAUUCCCAGAUAGAAAAGGAAGUGGAGUGGAAUAAAAUCGCCCCUGACACGGUGCAAUUAUACAUUAAUGGUUGUAAAGCAGAAAGCAUCAGGUACAACGAGAACCAUCUUCCAAAACUAAGUUUACUCAAUCUCUCCUCUAAUUGCAUCAGGACUUUGCCAGAUGAUGUUCGUUCAGAUCUGAAAGAGAAAUGCCUAAAAGAGCUUCCAAACUUAAUUUCGAACCAGACUGUACAAGGAAUUACAUCAGUCUGUACCUGUGAUUUCAUUAAGGGCUACACCACACCGAUAAACAACACCAUUUGUGCAGAAAUGUUGAAAAGCUGUGGAAAUACGUUAGCAGCCGUUUCUAUAGGAAUUUCCCUUUUGGUACUGUUGGUGAUAUGUGGUAUUGGGUGUGUUUGGCACUGGAAACACCAUAUCACAACACGAUUUACCUUACCAAAGUUUUUGCAAAGAAGAAGCAGCAGGAGAAAAGACUAUACUAAAACACUCUCCUUGAGUCCCCACAUUAUCAGCUCAAAGCAUAAAAUCUCAGUUCAAACCCAAGGCCACAGAUCUCCUGCAAGUGAGACUAACAUACAUGACAACUAUGAAAAUGUAGAAGUGGGUCCUCCCAAAGCUAAAGAAGAAACCGGGAAGGAACUAUACCAGAACACUCAGCCGUCCAAUUUCGAGGAGGAGCACAUCUACGGAAAUGAGACACCGUCUAACUAUUAUAACUUCCAGAAGCCUUGUACUUCUGAAGUCCCUCAAGAUGAAGACAUAUAUAUUCUUCCAGAUUCAUAUUAACUUUUCAAAAUAUCAGGUUUAGUUAUUGGAGGAUAAAUAUUCUUUGGGACUUUUAUGGCACUGAUGUCAUUAUUGAUUGAGUCUUCUGAUGAAACUCAAUGUCUCUCAUCUAUUUCCACCCUCUGAGUCCUCUCUAUGUGCAUCACUGUGGAUUAGUUCUGGAUACUCUCCACCCUCCUUGCCCUGGAUUAGUUCUGCAUUAUGUUAUAUUGAUUCUUCCUUCUAAAUGUUCCCUGUUAUCUUUUUCUUUUAUUUAUAUCUCCACCAUCUUUUUCUGUGUCAAGAUUAUUGUCACAGUCUCCUAACUAGUCUUUCCGGCUGUAUUGUCUACACACUCAAUCAGUUCCCCAUGAUGCUGCCAGAUGUAUUUUCAGAAAAUAUUCCCAGUGGGCACAUCACUCCUUUGCUUAAAACCUUUUAAUGCUUCCUUUUUAGCAAAAGAUAUAAUACUCAUAAUUCUAACUCCAGAAUUCAUGAUUUUCUGUAAUUGGUUCCAAUUUACUUUUCCAAUGACUUCUACUAAUCCCUCACUUCUCUGCUUUCAUCAAAAUCAUCGCAAAACCUGCCAAACUCAUCCCUCCUCCAUGCCUUUGCUUGUCUGCCCCUCUUAAGCUUGCUCAGAUCAUAUGUCCCUCCACAAGUC